CCCUCUCUGGUGAGUGAGUUGCGUGCGGAGAAGAUUGAGCAGCGCAGCCUCACCCUGGUGUGGAGGGAGCCUAGCUACCCCAACAGCAGCCGCACCGAGUACGAGAUCAAGUACUACGAAAAGGUAAAUAAAUAAGCGUCAUUCCGUCAUAUACGGUCCACUCCGUCACAUUUCAACUGUCAACUCCGUCACAUUCGGUCAACUUCAUCGCGUUACAUUUAAUCUCAAGUCCACUCUGUUACACCCGUCCACUCCGUCACAUUCACUCUUAAAAAAAAAAAAACUAUUUCACACACUCAACUACUCUACUCCGUCGCACUCCCGCUCAACUAUACUCUCAAAUCAUCACUUGGCGCACUCCCUCUUUCAACACUUCUCUCUUUCUCCCUCAUCACAUCCCACUCUUGGUGCGCCAUCCAUCACAUUCAUCUCUGUCAAUACCACCAUGCCACAUAUUAACGGUCUCCACAGGGACUCUCAUUACGCCUGUCAGUCUCUCUCUGUGUGCACGCUCUCUCUUUUCUCUCUAUGCCAUGUUUAUUCAUGCACACGUAUGACAGCAUUGAAGAGCACGCACCUCCAAAUCCUCAUUACCGCAUAACGACAAGCAAAUGGGCACACACCACUCACACACACCACUCACACACACAUAAACAUUCAUUCAGACACACACGCAAAUCCUAGGGUUUUGGCUACCUUAAAGCUUUGGUGAGUUCUCUCCAUAUGUUGUUUUGAUUCUGAAGGUUUAUGCAUGUCGUCUCACUGCCUAUAACCUUUAGAAUCAAAUUCAUUUUGAAUCACAUAAGUCUGCUUUUAUUGUUUUACAUAUUGUCAGCCAUACUAAUACGGCGCUCCUGGAGCAAAUUAGGGUUAAGUGCCUUGCUCAAGGGCACAUCGACAGAUCUUUCACCUUGUCGGCUCGGGUAUUUGAACCAGCGACCUUUCGGUUACCAGCCUAACGCUCUCUGAGUGAUCGUAUGACACGCAUAGACCCCACUCAGAAUCAACAAAGGGAGAGAAAGGGAACGGUCAAAAUAGUUAAUUAUAAGAUAAUAAUAUAUGCCAUUGUAUCCAAAGCGGCUUACAGGCAUGCGUGCAUAUAUUUUACGUACGGGUGGUCCCGGGAAUCAAACACACUAUCCUGCCGUUGCAAGCGCCAACUGAGCUCCAGAGAACCACAUAAAAAAUACAAAAAGUGUCUUGCAACAGAGAGUAUACCCGCUUGGUGCUCUCAUAGUUUUAACGUAGCAAUGUUUCGACACACUUCUUUCAAACUUUCUUUCUUGCCACUCUCUCUCCUCCCUCAUUCAGGAACAGAAGGACAAGAGCUACUCAACGGUCAAGACGGCCGCCACCCGCAUCAGCGUCAACAACCUCAAGCCUGGCACCACCUACGUCUUCCUCAUCCGCCCUUUCUCCACCCCGGCCCCCUCCUCCCUCCUCUCCGCCUCCUCCUCUUCCUCCUCCCCUUCUCCCAUCGACUACGGAGGCUACAGCGCUCCCCUGGAGCUGCAGACGCUUGGCGAACGUGAGUAUGCCCAUUUUCCUCUCUAUCUCGUUCCAACGCCGCAAGGCAGCUUGGGAUAGGGCCGUGUGGGUGUCCGGACAGCCCACACAAUGAGGCCUCCUGUUUGCUAAAGACAGAGGUGUGUGUGUGUGUGUGUAUUCUCCCAUGUGCCUGCUCUUAAACAAUAUGUGUGUGUCCGUUCCAAUCCGCAGUGGCGCUGGCGUCCAGUGAGCAGAACCCAGUGAUCAUCAUCGUG
This is a messenger RNA of Coregonus sp. 'balchen', 1763 nucleotides long. Lineage: Eukaryota; Metazoa; Chordata; Actinopteri; Salmoniformes; Salmonidae. The record is from the annotation of a GenBank genome assembly.